AUGUUAGUUUUGACCAGAGAUUUGAAAUAUGUCGAAACUGACGACUUAUUGAAGGAAGAAGUAGAAGUUCAAGCCCCAAUUGCUUUCAAAGACAAUGAUUUGAAACCAAUUUUAGAAAAUUUCCAAUACGAAGGAGAUUCAAUCUCUGAUGAAGUAAAAAAAUUGGAUUUUAAGAUUGGUGCAGGGGUUUAUUUCGAUAUUGACAAGAACCCCCAUGAAGAUGAAGAAGAGGACUGUGAACCGGAACCCAAGAAGAAAAAGUUUUGGUUUUUACCAUUCUCUGUUGAUGGUUCUAACUUAAGAGAGGGGGAAGUUACGACCAUGACAGUAGAUUCCAAUUUAGUUGUUUCUACUGUUGAUGAGCAAGGUGGUUUAUUCCACUAUAAGCCAGUUGACAGCAAAGGAUUACUGGGAGCUAUUUCAGAUAGUCAGGAUGAAGAAGAGACAGAAGACAAACAGGAAAAAACCUAUUCCAAUAAAACCAAUGCGACAGUUUUCAGUCAAUUCGACCAAGACUGUGAUAGUAGAGGUAGUAGACUCGGAUUAUUCAGCUGUUUAUUAAUCGGUUGUUUAAUGGCACAUUAUUUAUAA
Yamadazyma jaroonii is the source of this 591-nucleotide messenger RNA. The record is from the annotation of a GenBank genome assembly. Lineage: Eukaryota; Fungi; Ascomycota; Pichiomycetes; Serinales; Debaryomycetaceae.